GUUAUGGAACAUUGGUUAGGCUAUGAAAUUUCGCUACGCCUACUCAUCUCAGCACUGCUGAUUCCUUUAAUUCUUCUCUCAUGGAUACCAAAUCUGAAGUAUCUGGCACCCGUCUCCAUGGUGGCUAAUUUGUUUAUGGGUCUUGGAUUGGGCAUAACUUUCUAUUAUCUGGUUAGUGAUUUGCCUCCGAUAACAACCCGUGAGUUCGCGAAAGUCUCCACAUUGCCAGCUUUCUUCGCCAUCACCAUAUUCGCCAUGGAGGCAAUCGGUGUUGUAAUGCCAUUGGAGAAUAACAUGGAAAAACCACGUCACUUCCUCGGAAUCUGCGGAGUGCUGAGUCAGGGCAUGUCCGGUGUUACUUUGAUCUACAUGGCGCUCGGUUUUCUGGGCUACUUGCGUUAUGGUACAAGUACAGAAGAAAGUAUUACACUGAAUUUGCCGGUGCAUGAAUGGUGAGUACAAUAUGCAGUGUUGCCAGAAUUUUUCCAGAGAA
Messenger RNA from Rhagoletis zephyria (snowberry fruit fly), 493 nucleotides. Its product is annotated as proton-coupled amino acid transporter-like protein pathetic. The record is from RefSeq and is a predicted model, not a curated record. Lineage: Eukaryota; Metazoa; Arthropoda; Insecta; Diptera; Tephritidae. Gene Ontology annotation, biological process: amino acid transmembrane transport. Gene Ontology annotation, cellular component: vacuolar membrane. Gene Ontology annotation, molecular function: L-amino acid transmembrane transporter activity.